Messenger RNA from Beta vulgaris subsp. vulgaris (sugar beet), 3360 nucleotides. Its product is annotated as protein argonaute PNH1. The record is from RefSeq and is a predicted model, not a curated record. Gene Ontology annotation, molecular function: RNA binding; protein binding. The coding region runs from base 111 to 3203 and encodes 1030 amino acids. Gene Ontology annotation, biological process: regulatory ncRNA-mediated post-transcriptional gene silencing. The transcript is spliced from 22 exons. Gene Ontology annotation, cellular component: cytoplasm. Lineage: Eukaryota; Viridiplantae; Streptophyta; Magnoliopsida; Caryophyllales; Amaranthaceae.
UCUUCAUACUAAUUUACUAAACCCUUUCGCUCUCGCAGUCUUUCACCAUUGACCAGUUGACGUUGCACGACUUCUUCCUAUCUACUCUUUAGCUACCAUUUUACGCGACAAUGUCGGAAAGAGGCGGUUACUCCGGAGGUCGAGGUCGCGCUGGUUAUGCUAGUAGAGGUAGAGGUGAUUCCGAUAGCGGUUAUGGUGCUCGAGGUGGUGGUCAUGGCGGAAGAGGAGGUGGUUACGAUGGAGGUUAUCGCGAAAGAGGAGGUAAUUAUGACGGCGAUUAUGGCGGAAGAGGUCGUCGUUUCGACGGCGAUUAUGCCGGAAGAGGAGGUGGUUACGAUGGCGGUUAUGUCGGAAGAAGAGGUGGUUACGACGGCGUUUAUGGCGGAAGAAGAGGUGGUUACGACGGCGGUUAUGGCGGAAGAAGAGCUGGUUACGACGGCGAUCAUGGCGGAAGAAGAGGUGGUAACGACGGCGGUUAUGGAGGAAGACGAGGUGGUAAUGAUGGUGAUUAUGGAGGUAGAGGAGACAAUUAUGGCGGAAGAGGAGGUGGAAGAAGAGGCGGUGGACCGCGAUCAUUGAAUUUGCCGACAUUGACGACAGAAGAUUGGAAGUCGGCGAGGGGAUCGCUGAACGAUAAUAUGAGCAACUUGGCGUUAUCGUUAUCGUCGUCGUCGUUGUCUGAAGAAUCGCUUAAACUUCCGAUGAGGCCGGGUUUCGGGAAGAUAGGGACACCUCGUGAAAUCACGACAAAUCAUUUUCUCGUCAACUUCGUCGUUGAAAGGGAGCUUCACCGUUAUGAUGUAAAAAUUGUGCCAGAAAUCCCAUCAAAAAAACUUAAUAAGAGUGUAAUGAUUCAACUUCUCAAAGACAACAAUAACUUCAGUAACCUCAAACCAGCUUAUGAUGGAAUGAAGGGCUUGUACACAACACAAAAGUUGCAGCUUGGUUCAAAAGAAUUUACAGUUACUCUGGUAGAUGAUGGACCUCCAAAGAGGGAGCGGACCUUCGAAGUAACAAUCACAUAUAAUGCUGAAGUGAACCGUGGUCUUCUUCAAGAAAAUUCAUUGGGUGAACAAUUUGGAUUUUCACAAGAGAUCAUCCAAGUUUUUGAUGUUGUCCUCAGAUCCACAAUAAAUUUAAAGAACUACACUCCCAUAAGUAGAUCUCUCUUUAGCUAUGAUUUGGGUUAUGGUGAUCUCGAGGAAGGUUUGGAGUUCUGGAAAGGUUUUUAUCAGAGUCUUCGACCCACUAUGAUGGGUCUUUCCCUUAAUAUAGAUACCUCAGCAAGAGCAUUCUUCAAACCCAGUACUGUGAUUGGCUUCCUUUCUGAAAAUUGUGGAAUUCGUUUAUCUGAAGAACCCCUAAAUGACGAUGAUCGUAGGAAGGUUAAGAAAGUUUUAAAGGGAGUCACUGUAGAAGUCACUCAUAGGAUGGUUGCACACAGACGCUAUAAGGUUGUAGGGCUAUCAAGUGAAUCAUCAAACGCCUUGAAGUUUAGCAGAUGUGAUAAGGAACAGACUGUUGCUGAAUAUUUUGGACAGAAGUAUCGUAAGCUCCAGUACCCCUCUCUACCUUGUCUUGAAGUGGGAAGUAGUAAAAAUACUAUAUGGUUGCCAAUGGAGGUCUGUAAAAUAGUUGAAGGCCAAAGAUAUUUAAAAAAAUUGAGUGAUAGAGCGGUGUCUACGCUCUUGAGGGAAACUGCUGUUCAUCCAUCAAUAAGAGCUGACAGUAUUAUGAAGAUGGUUGAGCAAAACAAUUAUAACGAAGAUGAUUUAGUCAAGAAGUUUGGACUUGAAAUCAGUAAUAAUCGAACAUCAGUUGGGGCUCGAAUAUUGCCACCACCAAAGCUCUUAUAUAAUGGCCCCAUACCAGGAGCAACGCUCGAUCCUUCAGUGGGGCAAUGGACCAUGUCUAAUCAGAGAUUUCGAGAAGGUGCAACUUUGGAGUUCUGGUCUUUUAUAAGCUUCUCAAGACGUAUGACAUUAGAAACUAUGGUCAACUUUCGAGCUGAAUUGCUUAAAGUGCUCAGAACAAUGGGAAUGGUUCCUAGAGAGCCGCUUAUUGAAAGAGUUGAGGACCCGAACAAUGUUAUGGGAACACUGCGUGAUGUUUAUGAACAGUCUAGUUCUAAAAUAUCUGAUGGGAGACAGCUUCAACUUCUAGUUAUAAUAUUGCCUGAUUCUCAAAGAUGUUAUGGCGAAAUUAAGCGACUAUGUGACACGGAGCUUGGCAUAGUUUCCCAAUGCUGUCAAUCAAACAAGGCAGUGGAACUUCAGUGGUCAUAUUUGAGGAAUCUUGCUCUGAAGAUAAAUGUCAAGAUUGGUGGAAGGAACACUGUACUGCUGGAUGCUGAUAAUCAACACAUACCUCUUGUCUCUGAAGAGCGUACUAUUAUCUUUGGUGCCGAUGUUACACAUCCACAGCCAGGAGAGGACUCUGCACCUUCAAUUUCAGCUGUUGUGGCCUCAAUGGAUUGGCCUUGUAACGUAAAAUACAAAGCCUUAGUUUCAGCUCAAUCUCAUAGAAAAGAGAUUAUACAUGAUCUUUUCAUCAUGGUCAAGGAGCUACUUGAGUCGUUUCAGAAGUCUAAUGAAGGGAAUCUACCACUUAGAAUUAUCUUCUACAGAGAUGGUGUGAGUGAGGGUGAAUUCUUGAAUGUUCUCUCUGAAGAGUUGGCUCGCAUAAGAAAGGCCUGCAAAUCGUUGAAAGAGAAUUAUAGCCCUUCUGUGACUUUCAUAGUGGUGCAAAAACGGCAUCAUACACGGCUUUUCUCUGUGGAGGAUAACGGGGGAGAAAAAAAGUGUGGCAAUGUUCUUGCUGGGACUGUUGUUGAUACCAAAAUUUGCCAUCCUUCUCAGUAUGAUUUCUACCUUUGUAGUCAUGCUGCUGUUCAUGGUACUAGCAAACCUACCCACUAUCAUGUCCUUUGUGACGAGAACCACUUCUCUCCUGAUCUUCUACAACUCUUUACUUACAGCUUGUGUUACACGUAUGCUCGAUGCACACGUUCAGUCUCUAUAGUGCCUCCUGUAUAUUAUGCUCAUUUGGCCGCGUUUCGUGCUCGGUUUUAUGUCCAAGGGGAAGCCAAUGAUGCUGCAUCCUCAAGUGGAGGUAUGGGAAUCAGCUCAAGCUCUGAUGUUUUAGAGGUCCAACCACUACCAAUGGUCAAAGAGAAUGUCAAAGAUUUUAUGUAUUUUUGCUGAAGUAUUGCUGAACCUAAUGUCUUAGAUCUUGUUUGACUCUUUGGUGAAUAGAGAGGUGUAGGUUUGUAGGUAUCAUCGAAUAUACUAGUAAAGCAAAGACAAUCUGCCUCGAUACAUUUUCAAAGUUAAAGCCUGAAAGGGGAGUGCUACUUCUUUA